Molecule: messenger RNA, 360 nt
Organism: Symbiodinium sp. CCMP2456
Lineage: Eukaryota; Dinophyceae; Suessiales; Symbiodiniaceae
Source: the annotation of a GenBank genome assembly
AUGCGCCUGACAGCAAGUCUAUUUCGUGGCCAUAAGCCUUACUGGCGGAAAAUGGUCCAAAGGUAUUCCUCCACAUGCCAACCAGCGGAUCCGACGUUGGACAAGUGCUACUGCUUGGAGCUGUUUGGAUAUGCCCCUGACAGCACCUUGAACAAACAAGAGCUGAAAACCGCUUAUCUCAGGUUGGCGAAAGAAUUGCACCCGGACGUGUCACCCAGAGGACAGGAAGAUGGAGCAUCAUUCAAGACGUUGCAGCACUGCUACAAAGUGCUUUUGCAACAGUUGGAUAGACAGAACGAACCCGAAUGGCUGCGCAAGAUGCGGGAAGACUAUGCUACCAGCAAGGACCCUUUCCCUUGA